AUGAUACUACCCAUGAUUACCACGUUAUUUGGGCAGUUACAUCACAAGAUCAGCCAAAGUCCUCAGCAUGUUGAAAAGUUAUGCAUGGGAGGUUGUUGCUCCAGGCAUCCUAGGUCUACCCACAAGUUCUGGAAGCAAAUCGCCAGAAUACUCCAAGAGGUGAAACACCUGAAGGAGAAUGGAGAUUUCAGUGAUGUGGCCAGCAAGCCACCAAUUCUUUCCACAACUAAACGACCUUCUGAGCCAACUGUGGGUUUAGAGGCCAAUUUCAAUCAGGUUUGGAACUGUCUUCAAAAGGAACAAGUGGGAAUUAUUGGCAUAUAUGGUUUAGGAGGAGUUGGCAAGACAACCUUCCUUAACCAAAUCAAUAGCAAAUUCCAUGAUAUGUCCCAUGAUUACCAUGUCAUUUGGGCAGUUGCAUCUCAAGAUCGGCCAAUUGAGAAAGUUCAGGACCAGAUUGCCAAAAGAAUAGGCUUGCUGGCCGAGGGUCUGAAAUCUAUUGAAGAGAAAGCUGAAGACAUCUUCAAGGUAUUAUGUAAAAAGAAGUUUGCAUUAUUGUUGGAUGAUAUAUGGGAAUGGUUUGAUCUCAAAAGAGCUGGGGUACCUCUUCCAACACAACAAAAUGGCUCUAAAGUCAAUUUUCACAACUCGUCGUCUUGACGUGUGCUGUCAAAUGCAACCGAACAUGGAUAAUAAUAUCAGAGUGGAAUGUUUACCACCAGGAGAAGCUUUCAAACUGUUCGAGGAGAAGGUUGGAUCAGAAACCCUUCAAAUACAGAACUACCUCUCGUUCUCAUUACAAUUGGGCGAGCCAUGGCAUCCAAGAAGACCCCUCGAGAAUGGGAAUAUGCUAUUGAAGCUUUAAGGCAAUCAGCAGCUUUUGCUUUCCCAAGGGUAGGGAAAGACAAGUUAAAAUUCAGUUAUGACUGUUUAGCUGAUGAAAAAGUGAAAUCUUGUUUCUUGUAUUGUUCUUUAUAUCCAGAAGAUGAACUCAUCCAAAAAGAUGAACUAAUACAUUGUUGGAUCGGGGAUGGAAUUUUGGACGAACAUACCAAUUUGAGAAACCAGGGACAUUUCAUUGUAGGUUCUCUUCUUGAGGCAUGCUUAUUGGA
Gossypium raimondii (Peruvian cotton) is the source of this 1112-nucleotide messenger RNA. RefSeq names its product probable disease resistance protein At1g61310. The record is from RefSeq and is a predicted model, not a curated record. The coding region runs from base 1 to 660 and encodes 219 amino acids. Lineage: Eukaryota; Viridiplantae; Streptophyta; Magnoliopsida; Malvales; Malvaceae. Gene Ontology annotation, molecular function: ADP binding. The transcript has a single exon.